Gigantopelta aegis is the source of this 847-nucleotide messenger RNA. RefSeq lists its product as uncharacterized. The coding region runs from base 10 to 720 and encodes 236 amino acids. The record is from RefSeq and is a predicted model, not a curated record. The transcript has 4 exons. Lineage: Eukaryota; Metazoa; Mollusca; Gastropoda; Neomphalida; Peltospiridae.
GCAUGAAGGAUGGUGCCACGAGUCUGCAAGUGGAGCCUUCGCUCUCUGCGGGAUCUCUUCCUCUUCCUCAUCUUCAUCAUGGUGCUCUCCAUCGUCAUGACGAUCAACAUGAGCAGACAUCUGCCAUGGCUGCAGCCCCAGCCCGACCUCAACAUCCACGUGGAUGGCCAUCUGAACAUCUACCGCAGCCUGCAGCUCAGUGAUGGCAAGGAGGAAGGCUGGAGGAAGAGAGCAGCGGCCAGGAGAUCCACGAGACUGGGCAAACAGAUCCCCGACGAACACAGAGCUCUGGUCCAGAGACUGGUUCAGUUGGAGGAUGAGUCAUUGCCACAGAAGACCAAGCUUCCUGUUGUUAUUCUAGUAGAAGGGUCACUGUCAGCUAUAAAACAUGAAGUUCCUCUCAUAGAGUCUGCUUUCAGGCAACUCGGAGCUGAGGUCAAGUUCAAGGUCAGACCAGAUUCUGUCGUGUUGAGUCGGACAGUCCAGUCCAUCAGUGAGGACAAGGACAAGAAAGCGUGGACGGUCCUCAUGUGUCUGAGCAGUUUGUCGUCAGAGGCUUGUCACCAGACGUCCACACUCGAUCUCAGACAGAGGUUUCAGAAGCGGAAUAUCAUUCCCCAGUUGCAGAGCUUGCUGUUUGAGCCAGAGUUACUGUGCGAGAAAGACAAGGAAGGCCCAGGUAUUAUGAAAAACACAAAACCCCCACAAACAUCAUUUUAAUAUUGAUUAUAGGACUUUAUACCAACCUCAGUGAUGUAAUUGUUAAGCAGUCGGCCACGAUGAGUUUUAUUUUAGACAGACAGCCGAGAUAGCUGAAGUGUGUGUGCCCACAACAGCAUGCUUGAAC